AUGAUCGCGAUUAAAAAAAAAAAACAUGGCUAUCGUACUAGCGAAAUUCGUUUCAAAUGCCGCCUAGAGAUUUCGCGCCGUUUUCCAUUUCAAUUUCCUGCAAAGCAAUAUCGCAGAAAUGUGGAACCGAUUCAGGAGCCAAAAACUGAUUACAAUACAUUUGAAAUGUUCAAAACGGUAGUUGGCUUGCGAAAUAUGCAAAUUCACUCAAAAGAGCCGAAAUCACACAAAAAGUUGAGGGUUUUCGUGCUCCCUUUUACGCAUGUCGAUCCAGGCUGGUUAAAGACAUUUGAAAGUUACACUGCCGAUACCAACGCAAUUCUCACCAAUAUGCACAAUUUUAUGACGAAAAAUGAGAAAAUGCGAUUCAUGUGGGCUGAGUUUGUAUUCUUCGAACGAUGGUUUCGCAUUCAAAAUGAGACAGUCCGCGAUGAUGUCCGCAGACUCGUAUCUGAAGGUCGUUUGGAGCUCGCCUCGGGCUCUUGGGUGAUGACAGAUGAGGCGAAUGUACUGUUCCCAGUGUCGGUCGACAAUAUCAUUGAAGGCUUCGACUAUAUUCAAAAUGAGUUUCAUACAAAACCCACUGUAGUCUGGUCGAAUGACCCAUUCGGCUACUCAAAUUCGGUGCCUUACUUGUUCCGAAAGGCAGGCGUUCGGCGAAGUGUGAUUAACCGCAUUCAUCAUUCGCUGAAAAAUUCUCUUCAACAACGUCAUGCAAUUCCAUUCAGAUGGCGGCAAUAUUUUGAUAAGAAUGGGGAGAAUGAUGUUUUAACACACGUGCUUCCGUACACCCACUAUGAUGUAUUGAACUCCUGUGGUCCCGACUCCUAUGUGUGUUGCGAGUUCGACUUCAAACGAAUUACGAAAUGGCAUUGCGGUCAGACCGUCGCGAUCACUUCGAGCAACGUUGAGGCAAAAGCGAAGAAACUUGUCGGACAAUUCCGAAAAAUGUCCGAGAUGUAUGAAGCACCAGUGCUGUUGAUGAUGCUCGGCGAUGAUUUCCGAUAUGAUAUGAUCGAGGAGUGGCAUCAGCAGCACGACAAUUUCUUGCCGCUUUUUGAUGAGAUUAAUAAGGGAAAUGAAGUCAAAAUAAGCUUCGGAACAUUCAAUGAUUAUUUCAACGAGCUUGAAUCAUAUUAUAAUCAAACCGAAACUCAGCCUCCGACACUUUCCGGCGACUUUUUCCCCUACAUGUGCGCGUUGAGGGAUUAUUGGACCGGCUACUAUACGACACGGCCAUUUUAUAAGCGGCAGGGCAGAGAAUUGCACCAUCUAAUUCGGACAGCCGAUCUACUAUCAGCACUUCACGGCGGUUAUUCAUCCGAAGUUCUUCAAUUUGCGAGAAGAAAUUUGUCGCUUUUCCAGCAUCAUGAUGCAAUUACAGGAACAUCGAAAGUGAGUGUGAUGAAAGACUAUUCCCAUCUUCUUCACUCCUCGAUUAUUGCCGUCAAAGAGGAAAUCGAGAAAAUUGAAGAAAUUCAAAUUGUUGGUGAAAAGUAUCCGAGGAAACAAUUUGAAACCGAAACACAGCGGCUAUUAAAAAUCGAAUCAGAAAUGACCCUUUCAAUCUUCAACAGCUUGAUGUCUACUAUAGAUGAUGUUAUUGCGGUACGCGUGGAUAGUGUAAAUAUUCAAGUACUUGGUGAGAAUGGAAAGAUCGUGAACGCUCAAAUCGAACCAUUUGUCGAAAAAGGGAAAUUGGAGAACAACGAAUUUUGGCUGGUAUUCGGGGCUUCUCUCAAACCAUUAGCGUAUACAAAUUUCGUGUUAAGAAAAGUCGAUAAUGCGGAUGAAUCAACCACGAUUUGUGAGGUCUCGACGCGAAAGCAGUUCAGUGACAAACUCAAAUCACAAAUUCACACUGUUUUCUCGGAUCAAAUCGAAUCGAAAUAUUCAUUGGAGUCUGAUUUUCUGAAAACUUAUCAUUCUGAGGUCACCGGUCUCGUAGAGACCGCAGUGUUGCGAACUGAAAACAAUAAGGAAUUGAGUUUAGCUCAGAAUUUUGUGACCUACAAAGGCGCGUCCGGUGGAGCAUACUUGAUGCGAGUUUCCACUUCUGAAUUGUAUAAACCGAAAUCGGAAUUCCAUUAUUACGUUCGCGGGCCCAUUCGCCAAUCAACGCAUUUGUUCAUGGAUAUGAUCUACCAGCGAACGAGUCUUAAGAAUAUUCAAGGAUUCGCCGGCCGACAGUUGGAUAUUGAGAUGCGGGUCGAUAUCGCAAAUCAGAGGAAUCUCGAAAUGAUGGUUCGCUUCGAGACGAAUUCCUCAAAUUUCUUCGGUUUCGCCGACAGUGUUGGUCUUCAAAUGCUUCGACGCAGUUUCUAUAAAGAUCUGAACGUCGCCGCCAAUUUCUAUCCGAUGCCGUCAUCGGCCGCCGUACAGUAUGACGAUGUACGGGUUACGGUAUCAUCGAAUGUUGAGCACGGCGUUAGAUUCUAUGAGAACGGCGGCAUCGAAAUCAAUAUUGAUCGAAAAUUAAAUCAGGAUGAUGGGAAAGGGCUUGGAUACGGAGAAGACUCGAUUCCGGUGGAUCUGAUCCCUGUCGACAUGCGCUUCUCGGUUCUCCUCGAAACCGGCCUAGCCGACUUUGACUCGUCUCAACAUUCGACGUCGCACUCGGCAUUCGGACAUCGAAGUGUUCAGAAUGUGAUCUAUCCACCUAUGGUAGCAAUCUCAUCGAAUAAGAAACAGUUCGACGUCUUCUCCGAACUUCCCUGUGAUCUCCAAUUAUUGUCGAUUCGCCCGAUUUCGAAGAAUCGCAAACUUCUUACUCUAUUCCGACAUGGUAUUGUUCAAAAGGAUCAAGAUUGUUCGAUGAAUUUCGAGUUGUCACUCCUUCAACUUCUGCACAAAAUAAACGCGAAAACAGUGCAGGAAACCGAUUUAAGCGGUAUUACGGCCAUCUCAGAAGCAAAAAAUAUCGAAGAAUACCAUCCAAUUCUUCCAAAACCUUUCGAUUUUCUUAGUUUGCUCAUCCUCUAG
Molecule: messenger RNA, 2982 nt
Organism: Caenorhabditis bovis
Lineage: Eukaryota; Metazoa; Nematoda; Chromadorea; Rhabditida; Rhabditidae
Source: the annotation of a GenBank genome assembly